Acanthoscelides obtectus is the source of this 804-nucleotide messenger RNA. The record is from the annotation of a GenBank genome assembly. Lineage: Eukaryota; Metazoa; Arthropoda; Insecta; Coleoptera; Chrysomelidae.
AUGCCGAAGCAAGAUUUAUCACCUCUCAGUAUAUACAUGAAUCAUAUGCCUAAUGCUGAAGAUUUUGAAGUGAAGUGCAAGCAUUUAAAAACUGCACUCCAGUGUCAUGAAGUUUCUACAGAGGAUGUAAAACGUGUUAGAGAGUUUGUGUAUAGACAACCAGUAAAAACGAUAAUAGAUAAUAAAAUAGCCCACUUGAUUGAAGUUAAGCAUCCUAAAACGAAAAAAAGUGAAGAAACAUUGACAAAUAAAGGCCAAGCAAUUAGGCUGGAUUAUUUUUUAAGAAAUAUUAACUCUGAGAAGCUGUUAGUGUGUCAAAAGACGUUUUUGACUGCUUUGAAGAUCUCACAACGGAAUAUCCUUACUAUCGGAAAAAAGAAGGCAGAAGGGCAGAUAAUUGCGAGAAGGGGAGGUGAUCGGAGAAGCAAAAAAUACGAGCAGCAGAAAAACAGUAAAAUCAGUGGUAUGCAAGAAGUAAAGCGAGUUCAUUUGAAAAGGGUUCGUGAAAAGUGUUUGACAAAAUUAGAAGUCUUCUGCAGAACAGACGAUAAAAAGUAUCAGAACUACUUGAAACGAGGUGCGAAAUUAGAAAUUUACCAACCUAAGCAAAUUGAACUGCGCAAUAGCAUUAAAAAAAUUAAGCCUGAAAACGUUGAAACCCUAUUAAAAAACUAUCAAGAAGACUGGGAAGAUAAUGAAACCUUCGCUUGGUACAAGAACCUACUAAAUGAAAGAAGACAUCCAACAGGAGGCGAGGAAGAAACAUGCCCGGAAUCCGACGAUGUAGAUCAAGAGCACUCCUAG